GACACGGCCAGAGCACUGAGAGAUAUCAGGUAUUGAUGUAACUGGAGUGAAUAAGGGAACCUUCUUCCUGAGCACAGACAUUGCAGCCUGUUAUCAGCAUGAACUCAUAUGUGUUAGUCACUACAGGAAGCAUCAGAAUGAUACCACAGACUCCAACAUUUUUAGACACUAAUGAAUAUUCACAAACAUUGGGGAAAUCACAGCAGUUAUUUAAAAGAGAUGGUGAAUUGGCAGGAACUGGGCAGCAAUCAUUAUGUACAGAGAGUAAUUUAGUCAUCAAACAAGAGGACAACAUUUAUGCCUUAUCUAGUGAAAUGAUUAUCCCUGAGGAUAAGCCACAAACAUUUACUGAGUUUUCAAAAAAAUUUAAAGAAGAGAAAAGUCUACAGUCUAGCCAAAUGAUUCAUACAAAGGAGAGACCUUUCAUAUCUACAGAAUGUGAGAAAAGCUUUAGAUAUAAGUCUUAUCUCCUAGAACAUCCCAAAAUUCACACAGGUAAGAAGCCACACACAUGGCCUGAGUGUGACAAAUGUUUUAUACAAAUUACAAAACUUAUAGCUCAUGAAAGGACCCACACAGGGGAGAAAUCAUUUAGCUGUACAGAGUGUGGAAAAAGUUUUACACAAAUGAAUAAUCUGAAAACUCGUAAAAAGAAUCACACAGGAGGAAAACUUUUCACAUGUACAGAGUGUGGAAAAAGUUUUACAGAAAAGAGUCAUCUGAUAAAACAUGAAAAGAUUCACACAGGGGAAAAGCCUUUCACAUGUACAGAGUGUGGAAAAAAAUUUACACAAAUGAAUUGUCUGACAACUCAUGAAUGGAGUCACACAGGGGAAAAGCCUUUCAUAUGUACAGAGUGUGGAAAACAUUUUACACGAAUAAGUAGUCUGAAAACUCAUGAAAGGAGUCACACAGGGGAAAAGCCUUUCAUAUGUACAGAGUGUGGAAAACGUUUUACACGAAUAAGUAGUCUGAAAACUCAUGAAAGGAUUCACAUAGGAGAAAAGCCUUUCACAUGUACAGAGUGUGGAAAAAGUUUUACAGAAAAUAGUAGUCUGAAAACUCAUGAAAGGAGUCACACAGGGGAAAAGCCUUUCACAUGUACAGAGUGUGGAAAAAGUUUUACAAAAAAGAGUUAUCUGAAGAAGCAUGAAAGGAUUCACACAGGAGAAAAGCCAUUCAAAUGUACAGAGUGUGGAAAAAGUUUUACAGAAAAUAGUAAUCUGAGAAAACAUGAAAAGAUUCACACAGGGGAAAAGCCUUUCACAUGUACAGAGUGUGGAAAAAGUUUUACACGAAUAAGUAGUCUAAAAAUGCAUGAAAGGAUUCACAGAGGAGAAAAGCCUUUCACAUGUACAGAGUGUGGAACAAGUUUUACACAAAUGAAUUGUCUGACAACUCAUGAAAGGAUUCACACAGGAGAAAAACCUUUCACAUGUACAGAGUGUGGAAAAAGUUUUACACGAAUAAGUAGUCUGAAAACUCAUGAAAGGAUUCACAUAGGAGAAAAGCCUUUCACAUGUACAGAGUGUGGAAAAAGUUUUAUACAAAAGAGUGAUCUGAAAACUCAUGAAAUGAUUCACAUAGGAGAAAAGCCUUUCACAUGUACAGAGUGUGGAAAAAGUUUUACACAAAUAAGCAGUCUGAAAAAACAUGAAAGGAUUCACACAGGGGAAAAGCCUUUCACGUGUACAGAGUGUGGAAAAAGUUUUAUACAAAUAAGUAAACUGAAAAAGCAUCAAAUGAUUCACACAGGAGAAAAGCCAUUCAAAUGUACAGAGUGUGGAAAAAGUUUUACAGAUAAUAGUAAUUUGAGAAAACAUAAAAAGAUUCACACAGGGGAAAAGCCUUUCACAUGUAAAGAGUGUGGAAAAAGUUUUACACGAAUAAGUAGUCUGAAAACUCAUGAAAGGAUUCACACAGGAGAAAAGCCUUUCACAUGUACAGAGUGUGGAAAAAGUUUUACACAAAUAAGCAGUCUGAAAAAACAUGAAAUGAUUCACACAGGGGAAAAGCCUUUCACAUGUACAGAGUGUGGAAAAAGUUUUACACAAAUAAGUAAUCUGAAAAAGCAUCAAAUGAUUCACAAGGGAAGAAACCUUUCACAUGUUUAGAAAGUGGAAAAAGUUUUUUUUAUUGAAAUCCGGUAUAACAAAACACCAAAUAUUUACACACAAACUUUAUAUACAGUGUACAAACCAUUUUACAAAUAUCCUAAAGAGGACACACACUCUAAAUAGAUGCAUCAAAAUAGAUGUUAUUGUAAAUAAUACUUUAUAAAUCCCAGUUAUAAAAGCCCCAGAUUGGAAGUGCUCUCCUGCUGUCCUUUGUUCCUCUAUAUAUGUGCACCUCGGUUUCUCUCAUAUCAAUGCAAGAGAAUACAAACACCACACAGGAAUAUACAAAUCUGUCCUCAUACUGACCAGUUUACACAACCAUUCACCACCAAAGCACCCCCAGUGUUUAUUAUUAAUAUGCCAGUGUUAGGAGUUGUACAUUUGAUUUACAUAGGGGAGAAAAUAAUUAUAUUUACAGAAUAAAGGAGUCUUUAUAUGAAUAGAGCUUUAGAAACUUAAAUAAACAAGAUCAGUCUCAAAUGAUUGACAUCUGGGAGAUAUAUUUAAUGUUCACAUCAUGUGGAUAAACCUUUUCUUAUAGCAAUAGAUGCUUAGCAUUGUACAUGUUAUAUACCAGAGGAAUUACUGAGGGGAAACUGAUUUUAUUUAAUGAGACACAAUAUCAGUAACAUACGUGAUCAUAAUCAGUUUAAUUUAAAUGGCUACUAUAACUAAAAGGGAACAUUAUAUAUCUGAUAAAUCCCUUUGUAUCAAGAGCACAAGUGUUAGGUAUAUUUAUACCAUUGUGUGCAGAUAUCAUGUAAUGCUCCUUUUGACUAUAUAAUGAUGUAAUGGUUUUUCCUGCAAAUAAAAAGUGAUUGUAAUCCA
Molecule: messenger RNA, 2945 nt
Organism: Bombina bombina (fire-bellied toad)
Lineage: Eukaryota; Metazoa; Chordata; Amphibia; Anura; Bombinatoridae
Product: oocyte zinc finger protein XlCOF6-like
Exons: 2
Coding region: 99-2114 (671 amino acids)
Biological process (GO): regulation of transcription by RNA polymerase II
Molecular function (GO): DNA-binding transcription factor activity; RNA polymerase II cis-regulatory region sequence-specific DNA binding
Source: RefSeq, a predicted model, not a curated record